Leopardus geoffroyi (Geoffroy's cat) is the source of this 10235-nucleotide messenger RNA. RefSeq names its product PARP1 binding protein (gene PARPBP). The record is from RefSeq and is a predicted model, not a curated record. Gene Ontology annotation, cellular component: chromatin. NCBI's taxonomy places the organism in Eukaryota, Metazoa, Chordata, Mammalia, Carnivora, Felidae. Gene Ontology annotation, biological process: negative regulation of double-strand break repair via homologous recombination. Bases 84 to 2105 code for a protein of 673 amino acids. The transcript has 11 exons.
CCGCUACCACCUCCCGAAGCCCCAGGUCAGAAGGAAGAGAGGUGGAGCACGGCCCGGGGAGAGAAGGAACUCGCACGAAAAGGAUGCGAGCGCGGGCGGCCAGGAGCAGAGCGGCGCAGCCCCCUGGGUUCCCGUGUGAUACGCACCAGGGGCGUCGGGAAGUGGUCAGAAGGAAUCUGGUCUCCGCUGGGGGCUGCUGUGGCGCGCUCGGAGUUUGUUUCCGGGUCAGAGGGCGGAAGCAGCGAUUGGCUCCCGAGCCUUCCGCGAGAUUUAAAAUUAAAAUGGACAACUUGGAGACUGCAGCUCGGCCGGAGUUUGCUUCUGUUGGGUCUGCACCUAGCGGGUCUACUUUGAGCCAGAGAAUGGCUGUGCUUAAUCAAAAGUCUAUCUUGGAUAUGAUUAAAGAGUUCAGAAGGAAUUGGCACAUUCUUUGUGACUCUGAGAGAACUACUGUAUGUGAUGCAGACUCCAUGCUCUUGGCAUUGCAGCUUUCCAUGGCAGACAACAACAAACAGCACAAUGGAGAAUUUACAGUUCCUCUCAGUGAUGUCUUAUUGACCUGGAAAUUCUUCCUACAUGAGAAGUUGAACUUACCAGUUGAAAAUAUGGAAGUGAUUGACCAUUAUGAGGACAUUAGGAGGACUUACGAUGAUUUCUUAAAGAAUAGUAAUAUGUUAGAUCUGAUUGAUGUUUAUAAAAAAUGUAGUGUUUUGAUUUCUAAUUGUGAAAAUAAUGCCAACGUAUCCCCUAGUCAACUACGGGAUUUUCUGCUUGGGAGACAGUAUGCAGUAGCUGAUGAAACUGAUCUUUAUGUACCGACAUCACCAAUGAGUAAACACAACCAGGAUAAUGAAAAGGUGCAGUUACUAGCAAGGAAAGUUAUCUACUCAUAUUUAAGCCUGCUAGUGAAUUCAAAGAAUGACCUGGCUCUGGCUCAUAUUCUUAAUAUUCCUGAUAGAGGACUUGGACGAGAAGCCUUCACUGAUUUGAAACAUGCUGCUCAAGAGAAAAAGAUGUCUAUCUUUUUGGUGGCCACAUCAUUUAUUAGGACACUAGAGCUUGGAGGGAAAGGAUAUGCACCAUCACCAUCUGAUCCUUUAAGGGCACAUGUAAAAGGAUUGUCUAAUUUUAUUAACUUCAUUGACAAAUUAGAUGAGAUUCUUGGAGAAAUACCAAAUCCAAGCAUUGCAGGGGGUCGGAUACUCUCAGUGAUAAAGAUGCAGCUGAUUAAAGGCCAGAACAGCAGGGAUCCUUUUUGUAAAGCAGUAGAGGAAGUAGCUCAGGAUUUGGAUUUGAGGAUUAAAAAUAUUAUCAAUUCUCAACAAGGAGAUGUAAUUCUUGGUACCACUGAUAUCAGUCCUGCAAGGCCAAAAUCUUAUGCUAUAAACCAUGGUACUGCAUACUGUGGCAGAGAUACUGUGAAAAUUUUACUAGUUCUUUUGGAUGAGGAAGCAGCCAGUUUGCCUACCAAAAACAAAGCAGAGCUUUUAUAUGAUGAUGAAAACACAAUUCAUCAUAAUGGGAUUUCUAUUCUUACACUUUUUAGAUCUCCCACACAAGUGAAUAAUUCAUCAAUGAAACCCCUAAGAGAACGCAUCCAUAAGUCAAUGCACGAGAAAAAAACUAAGAUGAAACAAACCUUAAUUAGAUCCCAGUUUGCUUGUACUUAUAAAGAGGACUGCAUAAUAAGCAAGGAUAAAUGGAAUGAUGUUAAUUCAGCAUCAGAGCCUUUGUAUGUACUUCGCAUGGAAAAUGACCUUUCUGAAGGUGUAAAUUCAUCUGUUAGAAGACCAACAGUUGGAACGAGUUCUGGAAAUGUUCAUCUGGACAGAAGUAAAAGUGAAAAAGUUGCAAGGAAAUCAAGUAGUCAGACAGGAAAUAAAAGCUCAAAGAGGAAACAGGUGGAUUUAGAUGAUGAAAAUAAUCUUUGUGAUAGUGGAAAUGAACCAUCUCAACAUAAAAAUUUUAAAAUACCUAAGACAUCAAACAAUUUCCAGAAUAAAUUGUGUGGCAAAAUAGCUAGAGUAGCAAAAAGCAACAACUGUACAGGCAAGGACAAAUUGAUUACUGGCCAGACAAAGUUAACUCAAUAUUUUAGACUAUGAAUUUGUUUUUUAUUUGCUUUAGAUUUCUGUAUAUAUUAAAGCAUUCACCAAAGGCAUCUACUUAAUUUUUAAGAGAUCAAGGUAUAGGGGCGCGUGGGUGGCACAGUCGGUUAAGUGUCCGACUUCAGCUCAGGUCAUGAUCUCGUGGUCCAUAGGUUCGAGCCCCACAACGGGCUCUGUGCUGACAGCUCAGAGCCUGGAGCCUGCUUCGGAUUCUGUGUCUCCCUUUCUUUCUAUCCUCCACCACUCAUGCUCUGUCUCUGUCUCUCUCUCUCAAAAAUAAAUAAACAUUAAAAAAAAUUAAAAAAGAGAUCAAGGUAUAAGUUAUGAUUCUUUAUUAUAUUGGUCUGAAGUGUAUAUAAGGUUAGUAUGUUAAGCAUUUAAAAAAUACUCAUAAAUCAUAAUUAUGCAGACUAUUCACAAAGUUUAAUGCACAGAUAAAGCAUAUCAUUUAAGUUACAGAUUUAUUUACUUUAUUUUAAAACAGACAUUUUAAAUAAUACAAGUCAUAGUAACAUUAAGGGCUUUUUCCUGGACAGACAAUUAAAUGAUUUUGUUUUCUUCAGGAAAGAUGUGGUCCAGCAGGUUUCAGACUUGCCAACAAGGUCGAUAGACUCUUCCCAGCAUGCACCUGAGCACUGAAGGAAUAAAAAAGUUUAAAUUGUCUAAAGGACUAUUAUUAUCACACAAAAUUUAUUAGAAAUAAGAGAAUGGAUCUUCUACAGCUAAUUCUGAGUAAGUCAGUAUUACAAUAACUCUUAAAUUCUUUUUAAUCCCACAUCUGUGGCAGGGGGCACUUAAUGUCAAGUGUAAUUGAACCAUGGUCUUACUUGAUUUUGUUAAGAUUGGAUCCAGAUCCACUUAAAGUCAGAAUUCUCUUUUAUAGUAUUAAGAUGUAAGAAUUGAAUUUUAAAAAGACUACUCACUGUCAAAAUCUCUCCUUCCUAUAGGAAAUUUAGCUGAGUUUUCUUCAUCCCCAAUUUCUCUCUUUUCUUGUGUUGAUUCAGUAUUCUGAACUCCAUUCUCAGCUGGAAAAGCUACAGAUCCUUUUAGUGCCAGAUAAGGUUUUAUAGCCAGAUUCAGUGGCAGACCAUGAUUUAAGAAAUUAUGUUUGGAGCCUGUGUUCUGUAAAGAAAAGGUUGAUUUGUGUUUUAGCUGUCUUAUUGGGAAUAGAACUAUAAUAUAGUUGUAUAGUAUUCUCACUGAUCAUUUCAAAGAUGGCUCUGUACUGUUUUGACUCUUUAAAAAUACAUUAGAUACAGGUUUUUGGGAAAAACCUUUUGGAUAAGAGGUGUUGUCCAGAAUGGAAAAACCACCUGCUAUGUACGAAAUUUCGUCAGUUGUCCUAAAGCAUAAUGUGACUGCUUGCAUAUAUUUUUACAAAAUUUUACUUUCAAAAGCAUUGUAAACAUCAUUCAGAUUUCCACUGAAAAAAGGAUAAGUCCCAUUGCCACUUACCUUUGAAUUUUUGUUUUCCUCAUCGUUCAUGAAACUGCUCUCAUCAUUUUUAUAUUGUUCCAGAGAAGGAACGACGACUGAUUUUUGAGGAGUAUCAUCCUUCUGAAAAGCUUUCCCCAGCCUGAAUGUAUUAAAUACCAUGUCAUCUUCUAAAUUUCUUAUGGACUUGGAUGCUGAAAGUAAAAUGCCUUGAGAAAACAGAGAAAAAGUUAGUAUUAAUAUGUAGGAAGAGAGACUCAUUUUUGCCAUUCUUAGUUUGAUGUUUGCGUAGAGUCAAAUAAAAGUAUGUAAAGUGAAGGAAAAUUUCUCAAGUCAACCUGCUUUGAAAGUGAUUCCUACCUUUAUAUAUUUUCCAGUUUGAAUAGAAAGCACUUCAAAGACGUAGACUUUCAUCAUUCUAGAAAUGACUCAUCAGAUAGAGGCUAACCUCUUGUAUAGCUGCUAAUACCUACAUUGUUUUGGUUUUAGUGGCAUAUUGUUUAUUUUGAGUGUGUAUUUUCUCAGAAUCUGAUUAAGAUCCUUGGUAGAAUGCUUUCUGUUGAAUAGAUUACAGUCUCUUGAAAGUGGAUUGUUAUUAAGGAAGACCAUGGGACACCAGGCUCUCCAUACUCUUACUGUUUUCUUCUCUAUAUUUUCUGAUUAGGCAUGGUAUUAAAGCUAAAGUUAUUUUAUUUAAGGAUGAUAAAGGUUUUAUUUACUUUUAAUCCUGAUUAAAUUGAAGUAGUCUUCCAAAAGGAUUUUCUUUCAUAAAUGCUCAGUUUAGUUUUUGGUAAUUAAAGUAUAUAUGCCUGUCAGUGUGAACAAAAAGUCAUUCAUGCCUUAUCAAAAAUUGGCUUGUCAUUGUGUUUUAUCUCUGCAUUUACAAGAGGAUAUUAAUUAUGAAUUUAACAAUGAAUAAGAAGCCCAUGAAAAGAGUAUUAUGUGUUCUAUAAAAAUUAAUUUUGGGUGAAUAUGUUGUACAAUGGUUAAUUAAACAUUUUGCAAUUAAGUUCUCAUUUUGACCCCUCCAAGUAGGAGAAUACAUUCUUGUAUUUGUCUUUUGGUACAUAUGUGCAAACAUUUUCUAGGGUAUAUUCCUAGGUGUGGAAUUAGUCAUGGAAUACACGUGUUCAGCUUUACUAAUGCCAAAAUGUUUACAGAAUAGUGGUAGCCAAUUACCUGCCUACCAGCAGGGGUGUGACAAUUCCCAUUGCUCCAUGUCCUAACCAAUACUUGGGUAUCUUAUUGUCCUUUUAAUUUGUAUUUCUCUAAUUACCAAAGAAGUUGAAUGUCUUUUCAUAUAUUUAUGAGCCAUUUGUCAUUCCUCUUAUGUAAAAUGCCCCUUAAAAAAAAUCUUUGUCCAUUUUUCUUUGGGUUGUCUUUUUCAUAGUGAUUUAUGGGAGUUCUUUAUAUCCUAGAUGUUAUUGUUAGUUACAUGUGUUUUAUAUAUUUUUUCUCAUUUUGUGACUUGUCUUCUCAACCCCUUUUUGGUUCUUUUGGUGCACCAAACUGCUAAAUUUUAUUGUUUAAAAAUUUUUCCCUCAUAAUAUGAUUAGUACUUUCAACAUGUUUUUAUUUAGAAAUCUUUCCCAACCCUGAGAUCAUUAUCAUAUUUCCAUACAUUCUAAAGCUGAAAUGUUUUGACAUUGACAUUUAGUUUCUUAAUUCAUCUGAAAUUUUGUGUAUGAUUUAGAAUAGAGAUAAAUUUUACUUUUUCCAAAUGUUUUUACAUAUUUCUUGAAUAAUUUGUCCUGUGUCUACUAAUCUGCACUGCUGUCUCUGCAGUAUAUCAACUUUCUGUAUACAUGUGUGUCUCUUUCUGAACUCUUCUUUCACUGCCAAAUCAACAAUCUUAAUUAUUAUAAUUCUAAAAUAAUUUUUGAUAUCUGGUAGGUCAAGUUUCCUAGCUGCCUGCUCACCCACCAGUUUUUCUUCUACAGCAGUUCCUUGGCUAUUGUCCAUUUCUUUUUCAUAUAAAUCUUAACAUCAUCUUUUCAAGUUCUGUGAGAAACUUUGGUGGGAUUUUUAAGGGAAUAGUAUUAGUUCUGUGGAUUAAUUUUAGAGGGUAAUUGACACUUUUAGGAUAAUUCAUUUUCUUAUCCAUGGACAUGGUACUUUUCCAUAUUUAUUUAGAUCUUCUUUAAUCUUUUAAUAACAUUUACUAUUUUCUUCAUAAAGUUCUUACAUGUUUUUGUCGAAAGGACUAUAAUUCUUUAUAAUUAUACUUAAACUAUUUUAGUUAUUAUAAAUGGUAUUUUUAAGAAAUUUACCUUUUCUAAUGUUAUUGUUGGUUAUAGACAUGCAGUUGGCUUUUGUGUAGUGCUCUUAUAAACAAAAUACUUUCUAAAUUCUUUUUAAUUCCAAAUAGUUUAUAAAUGUAUUAAUUCUUUGGGGUUCUCCAUGAAGACAAUUGAUAUAAAAAAUAAAAUAAUGGCAUUUUAUUACCUCCUUCCAAGCCCUUCUAUAUUUGUAUGUGUGUGUGUGUGUGUGUCUUUCUUCCGUGUGUCUGUCUGUGUAAGCAUGCACAGUAAUACUGACCAAAACCUCCAGUAAAUGUUGAGAAUAGAGAUAACAGACAUCUUUGCAGUAUGACUGAUUUUAGAGAGAAUGCUUUUAAUGUUUUGCUGAUGAUCAUAUCAUUUUUCUCCUUCGAUCUUUAGUAAAUGAAAUGAACAGAUUUUUCUCAUGUUAAAUCAACCAUGUGUACAUGAAACAAACCUUUUAAAAAUAUAAUUGGAGUCAAUAUGGUAGUAUUUGAUUUAGUACAUUUUACGUUUAUUAUCAUGAGUGAGAUUGAUAUGUACUUUCUCUUUCUUAUGUUACCUUUGUCUGGCUUUAAGGUUAUGCUAGCUUCAUAAAAUGAACUGGGAAAUAUGUUUAUUGCAUUUCUUUUCUCUCCUGUAAAAACUAUUUGAGUAUGGUGUUUUCUUGCUGGGAUUUUUUUUUUUUAUAACGAUGAAUUCACUUUGUUCAGUGACUGUAGGAGUAUUCAGCUUCUCUGUUUCUUUUUUAGUUUGUUUCAGGAAUGUGUAUUAUUAUAGGAUUUGUCCAUUUCACUAAAGUUUUCAAAUUUGCUAGUAUAAAGUUAUUAAUAAUAUUUUCUUCUAAAUAUUUUAAUUCUUGCUUCAUCUGUAGUUAUAUUUUAUUCUAAUUAUGUUUACUUGUAGUCUUACAGUCUCUGCCUGUCUCUCUUUCAUCCCUCUGUUUUGAUCAGGCUUCCUAGAAGUUUAUCAGUGUUGUUAGCCUUUUCAAAAACAAACUUUUGGUUUGUUGCUCUUUAUUAUAUUUUUCUAUUUUAUUAAUUUCUGCUGUUUAUUAUUUUGGGGGAGAUAUUUUUUAAUUUUUAUAAGUUCUUACAUUAGAAGAAUAAAUCAUUAAUAUUUAGACUUUAAGAAAAUAAGCUAUAUGUUUCCUUUUAUGUAUCAUUUUUGCUAAUUCCUACAAUUUUGAUAAGUGAAUAUUCAGUGUUUAAUUCUAAAUUUUUAUUAUUUUCAUUAUUUCUUCUUUGACCCCUCAGUUACUUAGGUACUUUUAACAUUCCAAAUAUAUGGGAAUUGAAAUUUGGGGGCAGGGGCUACCAAUUUUCAACAAAGUUGUGUCAGAAGUCUUGGUCUAUAAAUUAUAGAGUAUUUGAAAUCUAGAUUCAACAAUAUGUAAUGAUUUUCAACUGUUUUUGACAUACAAAUACAAAUUUCAUAUAGUUCAACAUAGAGAAACUUGCCUUAUGGCCUAUAAUAUCUUCACUUUACAUAAAAGUUCUGUCUAUUCUUGAAAAGACUAUGUAUACAUUAUUGUUGAGAUCAGGGUUCUAUAAGUCUCCAUAAGAUGAAACAUGAUAAUGUGUUGUUUAAAUCUUAGAUGUUUUAUUCAUUUUUUGUCCACAUAAACUAUCUAUUAUAGAAAGAGAUAUUCACAAAUCACUACAAUGGACUUAUCUAAUUCUUUUUGUAGUUUGCAAUUUUUGCUUUAUUUAUUUUGAGCUUAUGUUAUUAGGACACUCAAAUUAGAAAUUGUUUCAUCUUGCUUAUAAGCCAAAUCAUGUAUCAUGACCCUCUGCAGCAUUAAUAAUGUGUCUAUUACUGUUAUUUUUCCUGUAUCUUUAUGUUUUAGAUAUACCUAUUGUAAAUACCAUGUAGCAAAGUUUGGAAUUUUUAGUCUGAUAAUUCUGUCUUUUACUUAGAGACUUUAGUCUAUUUAUAUUUAUUCUGUUUACUGAAUUACUGAGAUUCAUUACCACUGUCUUCUUUUGUGAUUUUUAUUUGUUCUAAUACGUUUUCCUCACCCCGCCCUCCCUUUCUUGCCUUCUGGUUAAAUUUAAUCUAUUUUUUGUUCUUUUAGAGGCAACCCUAGUGCUCGCUUCGGCAGCACAUAUACUAGAGGCAACCCUAGAUAUUUUAAUAUCAUCUUUAGUUAUUUAUGUUUUAGUUAAUCUGUAUUUCUGCGUUUCUCCCAAAUAAGGUAAACACCUUCAAAGCCUUAGCUCCAGUUACCAUUAUUCCUAAUUUAUAUGCUAUUAUGUUAUUUUUUUAAUGUUUAUUUAUUUUUGAGGGAGAGACAGAGUCGCAUGGAGGAGGGGCAGAGAGAGACACACAGAAUCCGAAGUAGGCUUGAGGCUCUGACCUGUUAGCACAGAGAGUCUGAUGUGGGGCUCGAACUCACCAACUGUGAGAUCAUGUCUUGGGCUGAAGUCAGAUGCUUAACUAUCUGAGCCACCCAGUCCCCCCAUUGCUAUUAUUUUCUAAGAUUUAAGUUCUGUCUUGAUUUUUUUAAUGAAAUAGAGACUAUUCUGUUGUUUUAUGCAGUUAACUCUUGUUUAGAUUUACCUGCAAGCUUACUUUUUUUUCCUCACCAUUCCUUUUUACAUCUGAGAUCUUUGUUUGGUAAUUGUCUUCCUUCUGAAAUACAAGUUUCUAAAGUAUACUGAGUUAGAUGCUAACUUAGUGAGAGUCUGUUAGUUAUGAACUAAGUUUUGUUUUGUUUUAGUUAAAUGUAUUUUGCUGUUCUUAAAAAAUGGUGUCAGUGUCUAUACAGUCAUUUAUUUGACUGUUAUUUUCUCUUAGUACAUUAUUAUUUCAGUUUCUGGUUUUCAUUGUUACUAGUGAGCUAUCAAUGCUGUCGGUUUUAAUCAUGAUGUCUUUAUAGGUAAUCUCUAUUUUCUGUCUGUCUGCUUUUAAAAUCUUCUCUUUGGCUUUGAUGUUCUGCAGUUUCACAUGAUGUGUCUGGGUUUGGAUUUCCUUUAAUUUAUGCUUAGAUUCUUGAAUCUGAGGUUGAGUGUUUUUUAUGAAUUCUGGAAAAUUAUUAGUUAUUAUUCCUUUGAAUAUUGCCUUUCCCUUUUCUGGAAUUCCCAAUAUAAUAUUGGCCCUCUGUGCUUACUCUGUCCUCUAUUUCUUGUAACCCUCUCUUUCCUAGUUUUUCUUUCUGCCUCUGUGCAUUUUAAAUAAUUAUUCAGUUAUAUUCCAGCUUACCAGUGCAUUUUCACUUAUAUCUAAUCUGCUGUUUAAUCUGUGUUGAACUUUUAAUUUCUUAUAUUUUUUAUUUUUAAAAAUUCUUUUUGGUUCCUUUUCAUAUCUGCCUGGUCAGUUUAAAAAUGGUUUUCCAUUUUUAAAAAUUUGAAAUCUUUUAUUGCUUUAAAUCUAUUCUUAAACAUUGAUUUUAUAUUUGUAUCUAAUUAUUCUAGUAUCUGCUAUCUUUGUCUGUUUGAUUCUAUAGUUUCUUAUUUCUGCUUAUCCCUAGUUCAUGGUGUCUUCUUCAUGUGUUUAGUGAAUUUUCAUUUUUUGUAUAUAUUCAUUGAACUGUAUCCAAAGGAGUUCUUGAAAUUCUUGUGUUGGCUUCUGCCAGGCCCCUGGAGCACUAGCAACCCAGGGCCACUUUAAAAUUUCUGCUUGAGGCUUUUCAGGCCACAGCAUCAGUACAAAUACCAAACUAAGUCAGUAUGUCUUUGUCAUUAGGAAUUCUCAGGACAGUAUAUAUUUUUUCUCCACCCGCCCCAUCUCCCUCCCUUGUUUUCUUAGAGCCAUUCCCAACAUAGACUUGUUUCCUUCUACAGGCUGGAUUUUUUUUUUUUUUUUUUUUGGUCGUUUACUUCCUUAUGGGGUUCCCAGCUUUAUGUGGGAUUUUCUGAUCUGAGCUCUCAUUUUACUUGGGUCCUAAGGUUUGUCUUCUGUCCCAGCAUAUGUGGGUCAUUAAAACCAGGUGCUAGGCCACCAGGAAUUCACAGAAUCUCUCAGAGCAAAUGUUGUCUGUAACCCUUGUUAAGUCCUGUGGAAUUUUUUUUCUUUUCUAGCUUCGUAUGGUUUCCCUUAUUUUACCACCCGUCCAGCCAUACUUUAUAAAAGAUGUUUUUGUCAAGCAUUUUGUCAAGAUGUUUUUUACUGAGAGGUGGUCUCUACAUAAGUAGUCUGCCAUAUCACUGGAGUUGGAUAUAUCACUUCAUACUUUAGUAUAAAAUUCUCUCUGCAAGGGAAUCUUUGUGCAAAAUGUAUAUAUAAUGCAUGCUAAAUUAUAUCCUUUUUAACUUUUGUGUUAUAGGGCUAUAUUUCACGUUCUUCAAUGGUACUGUUUAAUAUUCUGAUUUCUGUAAGUAUGUUUUGUUAGAGAUGGAAAGAGCUGCUAAUUCUUUUGGGGACUACUUAAAUCUUAUUAGGGAUAUGUUUUCUGAGAGCAUUUAUAAUAAAAGACUCUGAACUCCUCUGA